AGGCCUUUCUGCUGUAAAACUGGCUGGAAAGUUACCCUGGUCGGAAGCCGUUUUACCCACACCGCCGAAUCCAGAUAUGCUCCCAUUGAAGGCGAGGCCCUUGCAGUGGUAGACGCACUCGACAAAGCCCGCUUCUUUGUACUGGGCUGUGACAACCUUAUCAUAGCUGUUGACCACAAACCCCUCCUUAAAGUCUUUGGUGAUCGAUGUCUUGAAGACAUUUCCAACAUCCGCCUUCGCAAUCUCAAAGAAAAGACGCUUCGAUACCGCUUCCGCAUGGUCCAUAUCCCAGGCAUCAAACACAAAGCCGCCGACGCACUCUCACGCCAUCCAUCUGGCACCACCAACCCCGAAGCCAUGCCCAUCCCCGAUGACGUGGCCGACAUCAAUGCCAAUUCCCCCCCACCCAUGUUGAGCAACCCCGUCCUAGCUGGCAUCCGCACCCUUGAACCCGACACAUACUCAAUCACUGCCACCAUUGAAAAGCAACUGCUGUCAUCUGCCAUCAAAUCAACCCACUUCAUGGCCGUAACAUGGGACCGCGUCAAAACAGCAACAGCGAGCGACACAACAAUGGAGAAGCUCCUUUCAACCAUUACAGCAGGCUUCCCCGAGUUUCGCCACGAACUCCCCCCUGAUUUACAGGAAUUUUUCCAAUUUCGUGAACACCUCUAUGCCAUCGAUGGGGUUAUCCUAUACAAAGCUCGCAUUGUCAUACCCUCAUCCCUAAGAAGUCACAUCCUAUCCAUCCUCCAUUCGGCUCACCAAGGCAUCACCUCAAUGACCUCUCGCGCGGAGGCAACCGUAUUCUGGCCUGGCAUAACACCGGCAAUUUGA
This is a messenger RNA of Paramuricea clavata, 837 nucleotides long. The record is from the annotation of a GenBank genome assembly. NCBI's taxonomy places the organism in Eukaryota, Metazoa, Cnidaria, Anthozoa, Malacalcyonacea, Plexauridae.